UCACAUAGUUUCCUAAGACAGACAAUUGGCUGCUGAUGUCCUGCCAUCCAUUGCUUUUUUCAUCAGCUGGAGGGAAAGACCUCAUGAAGACACACCCUUUACAGUCAAAUAUGUAAGAGGGGAAGAGCAGAAAACUGUAUGUUAUUCUCACUUAACCUCUAUCACGUCCCGCGCACCUGAAAUACCGAGCGUAAACCAUGUCUUUCACUCCAAAGUCAUACAGUAAACCCCAAACAGUUACAACUUCAAGCACUAGAUCCAUUAAAACAGUGGAUGAUGGCAAAAAGAAAUCCCUGCUGAAGGACAAUAGCUGGAUUAAGACAAAUGUGAACGAGAACGAACAAGUCGAACGUGAAUCGAACUUCGGCAGAAGUGUUCUGAGUCGUUACAAGUCCAACGAAAACCUUGUCAGCCCUCAAGAUAAAACUAGCAAAACUGAGAGCAAAACCAGCACUGUCACCACUUCAUCAGGUACCUCUGUCCAAGCUCUCAGUAAAAGAUUUGGUGGUAGCCAGGACAAGCUGAAUGAAACCAGAACCACAGGAACUAAAACAACAGUGAAAACAGAGCCGAGGAGAAGCUCUACUUCUUCCACAACAACAACAAUCAAAGAUGGCACAAAGAUAACCGAGACAACUGUGACCACUACCAGCCAGGAUGUGGUGAAAUCAUCUACCAAGUCUGAAACACUCAGCGAUAAAGACCUGGCAGAUUUAAACACCAGGAGUUCUGGAAAGUACAAGACUGAGGUUAUUACUGUCAAGUCAUCAAAGGACACUGUUGAUGGACCAACCUCACCUGUCAAGACCUCCACAAGCAUCAAAACCUACACCAAAGAGGAUGUUUCACCAGCUAAAAGAACAUCAUAUUCAGUCCGAUCCACAAAGAGCACUGAGGAUCACCUGUUUGAUACUCUCAUACCAACAUCGGUCAAAACAGCCAACACUAAACCAGACCACAGUGACUACAAGACUGAAGUGGUUACUGUGAAGACAUCAAAGGACAUCAGUGAUGUACCAACUUCACCUGUCAAGACCACUACAAGCAUCAAGACCUACACCAAGGAGGACGUUUCACCAACUAAAACAACAUCCUACAGCACAAAGAGUGACUACAAGACUGAAGUGGUUACUGUGAAGUCUUCGAAGGACAUCAUUGAUCUACCAACCUCACCUGUCAAGACCACUACAAGCAUCAAGACCUACACCAAUGAGGACGUUUCACCAACUAAAACAACAUCAUACAGCACAAAGAGUGACUACAAGACUGAAGUGGUCACUGUGAAGUCUUCAAAGGACAUCAGUGAUGUACCAACUUCACCAGUCAAGACCACCACAAGCAUCAAAACCUACACCGAGGAUGUUUCACCAACUAAAACAACAUCAUAUUCUGUCCGAUCCACAAAGAGCACUGAGGAUCAACUGUUCGAUACUCUCAUACCUUCAUCAAUCAAGUCAGCCAACACAAAGUAUGACAGCAGUCGCGAGGAUGUAUCGGUCUCCAAAUCCAUCAGAACCGUCUAUUCGACAAACGAGAGAGAUGAGUGGAGUACAGUCACAAGUCCUUCUUACACCAGGACAUCUUACACAGAGAGCAGGCCUGUAGAUUACCUGUCUGACACGCUCUCAUCAAAAACCACCACGACUGUGUACACAUCACCAGAAAGGGUAGUAAGUGGGAAGGACAUCUGCACGGUCUGCCAUAAAAACAUGUACACGGAUGAAAAGAUUGUCCUGGAUGACAUGAAUAUCAACUGUCACGCAAGUUGUUUCAAGUGUGGGGUGUGUCAUCUUUCUCUGGGACACCUGAAGGCGGGGGACAGUUUGUGGGUGUACCGUCGUGCCAUCCACUGUGAGAGCUGCUUUGGUGUCACUAAGGGCAAAUGGCUCCGCUGAAACCACAGUUAGCAUUAAUGAAGUGAUGUUAUGAGAGAGACUCUUCCAAAACUUUCCCGGGCCAUUUGAAGUUUCUGGUGGUGGACUUCUGUCUGAUAAUAGACUUUGGGGUUUAUUAAUUGCAUUGAUUGCUAUUCUCCCCGAUGAUGUGACAAGGAUCGUAUCUAAUUACCAAAAUAAUAAGAAUAUUUUUAAAGAAGAAUAUUUUUCCUAAUACAUGACAAUAAAUAUUUUUUUUUGAGUUGCUUCAUUUUCUUCUUCCCUUUUGUUGUAUUAUUAAAGCAAAGCGUAUAUGUAUAUGAUGAGAAGAUUUCAUAUUUCUCCUGAGGUUUCAUCUGAUUGUCUUUUAUCGUUCAGAUCUGGUUAAGCAUCAUUCCAGAGAUAAGUUAUGCAGUAGCUUUCACCUCGGUAGCUACUAAUCGAAUAUGUGUGUGUUGUAAGUAUUUCUAAUGAAUUGCAGUCUUUCAGAAAUAUGCUGUGAUUAAGAUCAGACUCUUCAAUCUGUAUCUUAAGAAAGGAUUCAUAAGAGGAUGCAAAUAAAGAGCUAAAGCUA
Molecule: messenger RNA, 2448 nt
Organism: Carassius auratus (goldfish)
Lineage: Eukaryota; Metazoa; Chordata; Actinopteri; Cypriniformes; Cyprinidae
Product: sciellin-like
Exons: 30
Coding region: 198-1895 (565 amino acids)
Biological process (GO): epidermis development
Cellular component (GO): cytoplasm
Source: RefSeq, a predicted model, not a curated record